Messenger RNA from Sipha flava (yellow sugarcane aphid), 1004 nucleotides. It is a transcript of the gene Clc, whose product is annotated as clathrin light chain. The coding region runs from base 196 to 891 and encodes 231 amino acids. The record is from RefSeq and is a predicted model, not a curated record. Gene Ontology annotation, molecular function: clathrin heavy chain binding; structural molecule activity. Lineage: Eukaryota; Metazoa; Arthropoda; Insecta; Hemiptera; Aphididae. Gene Ontology annotation, cellular component: plasma membrane; synaptic vesicle membrane; clathrin coat of coated pit. The transcript is spliced from 9 exons. Gene Ontology annotation, biological process: clathrin-dependent endocytosis; clathrin coat assembly; intracellular protein transport.
CUUUCUUCGAACAGAAGUUAUUAGAUUUACGAUCUCAGUGGCCAAUAGUUGAAAGAUUUCCCGUCUCUUUUUUCCACUGACAACUUUUACAUUGGUGAAUUAAUAACUGAAAGUAUCCUGACUGUGAGCUGAUUAUUAGCGUAAAUCCCGGACUAAUACGAGUGUUCGGUGGAAUUUCAAACUUUAUUACUAAUCAUGGAUAACUUUGGUGACAACUUUGAGGACGGAGACGUCGAUCCCGCCGCAGAAUUUUUGGCUCGUGAACAAACUCAACUAGCUGGGUUAGAAGACGAUCUCAACACGACCAAUGUACCGAUAGGUGUUACACAAACAUUGUCAAAUGGUUCUGGAAGCAGCUUUGAAAUAAUUGAUAGUGCAGAAAAUCAAUUAACAAAUUCUGCAAAUGAAAAUGGAUUAACUAAUGGUUUUACAGCUGCACAUAGUGAUGAUGUAAAAUUGGUAUCACCUAAAAAACUCAAUACAUCAUCACCAAUAAUUACACCUAAAGUUGAACGAGAAGAACCUGAGAAAAUUAAAAAAUGGCGAGAACAGCAAAAAACUCGAUUAGAAGAAAAAGAUGCUGACGAAGAAAAAAAAAAAGAAGAAUUACGGCAGGUAGCUAAAAAAGAAUUGGAAGAAUGGUACAAGAUUCACAAAGAACAAAUUGCUAAAACUAAGGAUGUUAAUCGAGAAGCUGCAAUCAAUGCAGAAAAACAGUUUGUUGCUGAAUCUGAUGAAAUUGAACCAGGAACUGAAUGGGACCGUAUUUCAAAACUUUGUGAUUUUAAUCCAAAAUCCAAUCGUGCUAGUAAGGAUGUUACACGCAUGAGGUCUAUCAUCCUUCAAUUAAAACAAACUCCACUAAAAAAACCUGUAUUGUCUUCAAAAUAGUUCUUAUUUAUGAUUUCCUUUCCGUUUUUCCUAAAUGGUAAAUUAUUUAUUAAUUUGUAAUAUUUACAUUAAAUUUUAUGUUCAUGUUUGUAAUACACAUUAUUCCAUUGAGA